Messenger RNA from Entamoeba dispar SAW760, 405 nucleotides. RefSeq lists its product as uncharacterized. Bases 1 to 405 code for a protein of 134 amino acids. The transcript has a single exon. Lineage: Eukaryota; Evosea; Mastigamoebida; Endamoebidae. The record is from RefSeq and is a predicted model, not a curated record.
AUGAAGAAAACAAGAAUUCGAUUUAGCAUAAAAGCAGAAGGAGUUAACCUAACAAUUUCAAAGGCUAAGUUCCAAGCCAAAACAUUUAAAGGAAGUAUUGAUACAACAAAACAAUUUAUACAAAUUGGGAUUGAAAAUUUAGGAAUAAUUGAUAUUGAAAAGAAAGAAGAAGUUUUUGGAUGUGAUGGAAAAGAAGAGUGUUUACAAAUUCAAUAUAAUUAUAGAAAAGAUUCAACCUGUAAAAUAGAUUGUAUCACGCCAACACUAUUACUUGCACCUGAAUUUAUUAAACGAUUACUUGAUUCAUUGAAAGAUGUUAUUAAGCAAUUAACUCAAAUAAUAUCAAGAAAUGAAGAAAAGAAUAAUAAUAACAAUAACAAUAAUAAUAAUAAUAAUAAUAUAUAA